Messenger RNA from Podospora anserina S mat+, 4572 nucleotides. RefSeq lists its product as uncharacterized. Gene Ontology annotation, biological process: protein polyubiquitination; DNA damage response. The record is from RefSeq and is a predicted model, not a curated record. Gene Ontology annotation, cellular component: nucleus. The transcript is spliced from 3 exons. Lineage: Eukaryota; Fungi; Ascomycota; Sordariomycetes; Sordariales; Podosporaceae. Bases 1 to 4572 code for a protein of 1523 amino acids. Gene Ontology annotation, molecular function: metal ion binding; ATP binding; ubiquitin protein ligase activity.
AUGCCCCCCAAGGCCAGCCGAAGGGCGCAAAGCUUGGCUGCGAGAAGGUCAAGGAAAUCAUCCCCCGCGGAAGAUGCUGCCAACGAAGGCGAAAAUGUUACAGCGUUUCUGACGCAGCUUCGGUCCGCCCCUAUGUCGGUCCCCAAGGAUCAGCAGGGCUCAGAACAUCCUGCAAAACGGGCCAAGACAUCACGCCAUGGUGUGAUAACAGUAGCACGGGAAUCUCUGUCGCUUCUCAUUACCGACGCACCAGAUUUCGACUACAAUGGACUGAGCACAUCCCGAGAUGUCAGCAAUAUCAUCGCCUUGCAGGUCUUCACUGCCCAAUCGGCUCAGAUAUUCGUCCCUUCGUCCGAUUUGCAACUGAUAAUUGGACCUCGGACAAAAUCCCGAAACUCAAACUUUCAUCUCUCGUUCCGGCUACAAGGCGAUGAAACAUCCCCAACCUUGAGACCAGCGUUGGAGGUGGCUCAUACUCAAGGUGUCGAUCCCGGCGAUGAAGGAUGUCUGUGGACCGCUGUGGCCAUGUCCAUCCAGCAGAGCGGUCCAGGCCUCCGUCUUGAGGUCUCAAUUGAGGUCAGAUGGAAUGAACAAGUUACAGUUUGGAGCAGCAAAAGGGCUGCCACAUCGCCACAGGAGACGCUUCGAAAUAUCGUGUUUUCGACAUGGUACCCGGAGCUGGCCCUGCCCAAGGAUAAAUUAUCCUCGCUUUCAUGGUCGCCUCAAGACUUUUACGAGGCUGCAUGUGUCCCAGACAAGCAAAGCUUCGAUGCAGAGGUCUCAAAAAUGGAGGUCCCACGGUUAGAGGCAAAACUGUACCCAUUCCAGCAGAGAGCCGUCCAGUGGUUGCUAAAGCGGGAGGGUGUACGGUGGUCUCAAGAUGCACACAACGGCGUGGGCGGUGUCGUGCCAAAUCCGCCGUCAGAUUCGACCGAGUUACCAAUUUCUUGGUCGAAGGCUCAUGAUGUUGAUGGCAACACGAUCUAUUUGAGCCCGCUGAUCGGUGCGGUCACAACAGAUACCGGUUUAUUUGAGGCUCUGGAGGGCCCCCCCGGCGGGAUUCUCGCUGAAGAAAUGGGUCUCGGGAAGACGCUGGAAGUCAUCAGCCUGAUGCUUUUGCAUCCUCGCCCGGAAACCAAUGUCAUGGUCUACGACCACUUUCUAGGGAGGGAGCUACUUGCAUCAUCGGCAACACUGAUCGUCACGCCUACUACGCUGCUUGAUCAGUGGCUUUCGGAGAUGCAACGUCACGCACCAUCUCUCAACGUACUGUUCUAUCCUGGAAUCAGAAAAGCAUCCAAAGAAGGCCAAGAACUCUCAGCAGAGUACCUUGCUCAGCAGGAUGUUGUAGUCACAACGUACGAGGUGCUAAGAACUGAAAUAUGGGCAGCUUCUGACGAGCCUGUGCGAUCGAUGCGGAACGUGAAACAAUAUGAAUCGGUCAAGUCCCCUCUUGUACAGGUCUCUUGGUGGCGAGUGUGCAUCGACGAGGCCCAGAUGGUGGAAAACCGGAGUACCAACGCAGCGCAACUGGCUCGUCGAAUUCCAAGGAUUAAUGCUUGGGGAGUAACUGGUACGCCAGUGAAGGACGAUAUCCAGAAGGAUCUCCGUGGUCUUCUUCUGUUCCUCCGUUACGACCUCUUUGCAGUCCCUGGCAAGGUAUGGAAUCUCAUCUCAAGGCGAGACAAGCAGUCAUUCCGAGAGCUAUUUCGACUUCUAUCUAUGCGCCACACAAAAUCCAUGGUCAAGAGCGAGAUCAAGAUCCCGCCUCAGAAGCGCUAUGUCAUCACGAUGCCUUUUACUGCUGUCGAGGAACAGCAUUAUCAGAGUCUUUUCGAGGAACUGACGGCUAGUUGCGGUCUUGAUAGGCAAGGCAACCCGCUGAGUGAUGAUUGGGACCCUGAAGAUCCCGCUGUCCAGAGUGCUAUGCGUGUAGCUCUCGAUCGACUUCGUCAGACAGCUUUGCAUCCCGAGGUGGGGAGUCGGAAUCGUCGAGCGUUGGGCCAAAAGUCUGCGCCUAUGCGGACGGUCAUGGAGGUUCUGGAAGCCAUGCUGGAACAGAGUGAGGCAGCCAUGAGGACCGACCAACGUAACCUGCUUCAGUGGCAGCUCGCACGUGGACAAAUCCUAGCAUGUCAGAAGCGGGUGAGAGAUGCGUUGGCUUUGUGGAAGGAGGUGCUGAAUAAGGCCAAUGGCUGGGUUGCAGAAUGUCAUCAACAGUUUCGACAAGCCCAGGAGGAGGCACGCAAAGCACGAAAGCCUCGCAACCCGACAUCAGAGAGUGAUGACGAUGAAGAGACUGAUGAGGGGGAGCGUGAGGAGUUUUGGUCUGCUCAGGUCGGUGAGGCUCGACGCAGGUUGCGUUCUGCUUUGGAGGUACAGCAUGCUGCUGUGUUCUUCUGUGGAAAUGCAUACUUUACGAUCAAGACAGAUGAGACGUCGACUGUGAAGGACUCGGAUGAGUUCAAAGAGCUGGAGAAGCUCGAGGUGGAAAGCUAUGACCGCGCCAAAGAGAUCAGAAAGGAGAUUCUUCACGAGAGCCACAAGAAGGCUACCAAGCUAAUGGAGCACUUGGCUCAUCGGGCUGCCGAGCAAAAUUUUGCCGAGAUCCCUGAAUUCAAGCCUCCCAGUCAAUCGGGACUCGAGACGAGCAGAAUCGUCGAUGCCUUGACAGACAUCGGCGGGGCUUUGGACGAACAAGCAAACCAGAUAGAUGAAUGGCGAGAGCACGUUAUUCAGCUUCUUCUCAAACCGCUGGUCGACGAAGAUAACGACGAGGUCACUGGUGAAGAGUACGAGCAAUCGACCAAGCUCCAAGACGAGAUUCUUGUCUAUCUUCAAGUCCUCCGCACCGCUCUUGCUGACCGGUCAGCCGCGGUAACUGGACAGAAGAACUUUUUGGUGGAACAUGAGACCAAAGUUGCUGCUCGGAUGGCGGCUGAGGGAGACGGACCUUUUCCCGAAAAGCUCCUCCAGCUUCUUGCUCAGAGCCAGGCUAUCAAGCCUCCUUUUGUUGAGGGGCAGGCACUCAGUUCAUUGAGAGGGGUGGUAUCAGAGCUGCGAGGUUUGACUCUGAAGCUGAGACAAGACACGGCUUCAGGAAGUGCAAGGGCUGCUGCCGAGCUUGAGAUUGCCGAUGCACUGCUCAAGUCGACAACUAAUCACCAGAAUGACCAGGCGAAGGCUGUUGCGUCCAUGGAGAAGGAGACAGAAAAGUGCAUGGAUACGCUCAAUGCUCGGUUGGCCUUUUAUCGUCAGCUUCAAGAGGUUUCCGAUAUGGUCGGUGAUUAUGAGGGCUCUAGAGAGGAGGGACCUCUUCAGACGGCGCUUCGGACGGCGGACAAGCAAGUGCAGAUUUUGCAGGGGAGGCUUGCAGCUGCUGAAGCCAAGCACAGAUACUUGAUCCACCUGAAAGACACCGAAUCAGGCUCCGAAGAGUCCAAGACGUGCAUCAUCUGCCAAUCUACCUUCUCGAUCGGAGUUUUGACGGUAUGCGGCCACCAAUUCUGCAAAGAAUGCAUAACUCUCUGGUGGAAAGCCCACAGAAAGUGCCCCGUCUGCAAGAGGCAGCUCAACUCCAACAACCUCCACGACAUCAGUCUCAAACCUCAGGAACUCAAACUCCAUCCCGAGUCAACAACAGCAGCCCCUGCUCCUUCGUCCAGUCCCCACGAUCAGCCCUCAUCCUCCUCCUCCCCCACCAGUCCAUCCCAACCCACAACAACAAUCUACAGCACCUUCAACCCAGAAAAGCUUUCCCAAAUCAAAUCCAUCGACCUCCCUUCCUCCGGGCCCUCGUACACAACCAAAGUCGACACCCUCCUCCGCCAUCUCCUCUGGCUCCGGAGUUCGGACCCCGGAGCGAAAUCAAUCAUCUUUUCCCAAUACAAGGAAUUCCUCGAAGUCCUCGCUCUUGCUUUCAAGAGGUAUCACAUAGGGUACACCUCCUUCGACAAACCCAACGGCACCACCUCCUUCAAAUCCGACCCUUCCGUUGAAGUCUUUUUAUUAUCCGCGCGAGCACACUCUUCGGGGUUGAAUCUAGUCAACGCAAGCCAUGUUUUCAUCUGUGAACCAAUGCUCAACACUGCGCUUGAACUGCAGGCGAUAGCAAGGGUGGACAGGAUCGGGCAGGAGCAGGAGACGACGGUGUGGUUGUAUCUGGUGGAGGGGACGGUCGAGGAGGGGAUAUAUGAUUUGAGUGUGAGGAAGAGGUUGGCGCAUAUUGGGGGUGGGGGGGGACAACAGCAGCAGGAUGAUGAUAAUGGCAAGAAGGGCAAAGGGAAGGGAAAGAGGGCUGGGACAGUGGUGGCGGUGGUGGAUUUGGAAGAGGCGGAUAGAUUGGAGAUGCAGCAGGCUAAGCUGGGGAGGUUGAUGGGGAGGGACGGGGUUAUUGCGGGGGAGGUGGUGGAGGGGGAGGAUUUGUGGAGCUGUUUGUUUGGGCAUUUGAAGAGGGGGCAGCAGCAGGGGACUGAUAGACAGUUGGUGGAGGAUCCGGUGACGAGGGGGUUUUUGGCUGCUGAGGCGGUGGAGGGGAGGAUGGUUAUUAGGAACGGCGAGGGGAGGGCGUAA